AUUGGUUCGGUGCGUGGCAAGAAUAAACACUCUCAGGGUAUAUAUAUUGCGGUAAGGUGCGACACUUCCAAGAAAGAGAAACACCCACGAUAAACGGAAGAGCUUGGCUGAGAGAUCAGAGUUAAACAUUAGAUCAUUCGGCAUUUUGAAAAGGAAAGUCAGGAAUUUGAGGAUGAGGGCGCAGGUCAAAAAGGUUCCUCAGAUUCUUGAGCUGCUGAAAUCGAAGCCUGCGGGGUUGCAUCAGUACAAGCCAACAUCCUCCGUGUGCGUCCUGGAGGAGAAGGAUGCUGUGGAGGCUGCGCCGUGCGCUCACGCCGCCUCCAGAGCGCACAGCCUCGACGCGAUGCCCGGACCCACCAACUGGCCACUGGUCGGCAGUUUCAUCGACCUGAUGCGCAAAGGAGGUCUCACAAGACAGCACGAGGCACUGGUUGAUUAUCAUAAGAAGUUCGGAAAGAUUUUCCGGAUGAAGCUGGGCUCUUUUAAGUCGGUGCACAUUGGCGCACCUUGCUUGCUGGAGGCGCUCUACAGGAAGGAGGGAAGUUACCCGCAGAGGCUGGAGGUCAAGCCAUGGAAAGCGUACAGAGACAUGAGGGACGAGGCGUACGGACUGCUCAUCCUCGAGGGGAAGGACUGGCAGAGGGUGAGGAGCGCCUUCCAGCAGAAGCUCAUGAAACCGACCGAGGUGGUGAAGCUGGAUGGGAAAAUCAACGAGGUGUUGGUGGAUUUCGUUGCCCGGGUCGUGAAAAUAAACAACCAGGGGAAGAUCGACGACCUGUACUUCGAGCUGAAUAAAUGGUCGUUUGAGACCAUUUGCCUCGUGCUCUACGAUAAGAGGUUCGGUCUGCUGCAGGAGAAAGUCAACGAGGAAGCCAUGAACUUCAUCACCGCCGUGAAAACGAUGAUGAGCACGUUUGGCGUGAUGAUGGUCACACCGGUGCACGUCCACAAGAGGCUCAACACCAAAAUCUGGAGAGACCACACGGCAGCGUGGGACCGCAUUUUCAGCACCGCUAAAGUCUACAUAGACAAGAAGCUGAAGAAGAUCGACACCAGAGCUCCCGACGACUUAAUUGGGGACAUUUUGCAAAACAGCUGUCUCUCCAAGAAGGAGCUGUACGCCGCCAUCACCGAGCUGCAAAUCGGAGGAGUCGAGACGACUGCCAACAGCAUGCUGUGGGCUAUUUUCAACCUGUCGCGUAACCCUGGCGCCCAGAGGAAGCUGCUGGAGGAGAUCAGAGGGGUGGUGCCUCCCGACCAGGACCCGUGCGGCGAGCACAUCAAGAGCAUGCCCUACCUCAAAGCCUGCCUCAAGGAGUCCAUGAGGUUAUCGCCAUCGGUCCCCUUCACCAGCAGGACCCUGGACAAAGACAUUGUGCUGGGAGAUUACGCCAUUCCCAAUGGAACGGUUCUGAUGAUCAACACACACGCUCUGGGCUCCAACGAGGAGUACUUUGACGACGCCAAGCAGUUCAAACCCGAGCGCUGGCUCCGGGAGACCAGCACCAUCAACCCGUUUGCCCACGUGCCCUUCGGCAUCGGGAAGAGGAUGUGCAUCGGCCGGCGUCUGGCGGAGCUGCAGCUGCAGCUGGCCAUGUGCUGGCUGGUGCGAGACUUUGAGAUUGUGGCGACUGAUAAUGAACCGCUGGACGUGAUCCAUUCAGGACUUUUGGUUCCCAACAGAGAGCUGCCAGUCGCCUUCAUUAGGAGAUGAGGCUCCACAUUGAACAUUGCUGGACUUGUGACAGAAAGAUGAUACCUCUGUUUGGCCCUGACGGUCUAGUGACUCCCUGUGUUGCUGCUCUGUAAAUAGAACAAAAAGGAAUUAUUUUAUACAUACAUAAAAUUUAUACAUAUACAAAAUUAUUACAUACAUAAUAGUACAUGCCACACAUACCUCAAAGAUAUUUAUAGAUAUUCUGUGAUUGUUGUCGUCUGACCAAACAUACCUGUUCUGUACAAAUGCUAUACAAGGCAGCUGUUCUCAAAUCUAAUGUCCUCCAGACACAUGUAUGUAGAUUUCAAACAAAUACUUUUCCAUGUUUAAUAACUUAUAUACCAAAUAUAGGUCACAUGCUUUGUUUUUAUUCUGUAUAUAAAUAUAGCACAUUGUUUUAUGCAAAGUCAUUUUAUUGUAUUAAACCUGUAUUAAUAAAUGUAUAAAGCCA
Betta splendens (Siamese fighting fish) is the source of this 2168-nucleotide messenger RNA. It is a transcript of the gene cyp24a1, whose product is annotated as 1,25-dihydroxyvitamin D(3) 24-hydroxylase, mitochondrial. The coding region runs from base 173 to 1714 and encodes 513 amino acids. Lineage: Eukaryota; Metazoa; Chordata; Actinopteri; Anabantiformes; Osphronemidae. Gene Ontology annotation, cellular component: mitochondrial inner membrane. The transcript has 12 exons. The record is from RefSeq and is a predicted model, not a curated record. Gene Ontology annotation, molecular function: oxidoreductase activity, acting on paired donors, with incorporation or reduction of molecular oxygen; heme binding; monooxygenase activity. Gene Ontology annotation, biological process: cortisol metabolic process; cholesterol metabolic process; C21-steroid hormone biosynthetic process.